Molecule: messenger RNA, 3534 nt
Organism: Rhipicephalus sanguineus (brown dog tick)
Lineage: Eukaryota; Metazoa; Arthropoda; Arachnida; Ixodida; Ixodidae
Product: SCY1-like protein 2
Exons: 16
Coding region: 353-2989 (878 amino acids)
Biological process (GO): protein phosphorylation
Molecular function (GO): protein kinase activity; ATP binding
Source: RefSeq, a predicted model, not a curated record
CGGGCACUACGGGUCCCGUGUGUGCGUGUGCGUGCAUUUGGGCGAUGCCUUGUCCAAAUCCUCGUUGAAGUGUCGAUUCUUCAGGUCAUGCUUGCCGGGCCCGCUCAACAAGCUUCCUCAUGAGCAACGCACUUUGGGAGUUGCAGCGAACUCUGGCUCGUGGCACGGUCGUCGUCAUCUGUGCUGUCAGCAGCCGAGCAUUUCGGUAGACGCCCCGGCGACUCCGUCAACUACAGCAGCUGCUGCGUUAAAUAUUCUUCAACACCAACACGAUGCUGCGGCCCACGCAGGGUAGCUAGCGUUCAACAAGGCUAGCGCUCAACGAGUGCGCUCUGCGGAGAAACUACUCAGGAUGGAUGUGUUCAACCGACUAAGGUCUACAGUUUCGAACCUGAGUACCGUUCUACCGGGCAACCCAGUCACACGGGAAUAUGAAAUCAUCAAACAUGUGGGGAGCGCUGGUCCUGGUCUUCUCUGGAAAAUAUUCCAAGCCACAAAGCGAAGCACCAAGGAGGAGGCAGCUGUGUUUGUCCUGGAGAAGAAGCAGCUUGACCGCUACUCCAAAAGGGACAGGGAGCACAUAAUGGAACUUCUGAAGCAAGGAGUAGCGCAGCUAACACGACUUCGCCAUCCCAGCAUUCUCACUGUUCAGCAUCCGAUGGAAGAAUCAAGGGAAAGCCUGGCAUUUGCAACAGAACCGGCAUUUUGUAGUUUAGCCAACAUACUUGGCGAAACUGAGAACAUGCCUGUUCCGCCUCCACCCGAGCUCAAGGACUAUCAGUUGUUCGACGUCGAAAUCAAGUAUGGGUUCCUGCAGGUGUCUGAAGGGCUGGCCUUCCUUCACAACGAUGUGAAACGCCUCCACCGCAAUCUCUGCCCACAGUCAAUAGUGGUUAAUAAGAAAGGAGCUUGGAAGAUUGCCGGAUUUGACUUCAGCAUAGGUGCCAACAAUCCACAGGAUCCACAGCCUUCGUACCGGAGCCUGAACCUGGAACCAGACCUGCCGCCCUUGGCCCAGCCGAACUUGAACUACCUGGCCCCCGAAUGCGUCUUGGCAGACUCCAACGACACCGCGAGCGACAUGUUCAGCCUCGGCAUUCUCGUGUACGCCGUCUACAACAAGGGCAGCACCUUAUACGACGCCAACAGCAGCGUGGCAUCUCUGAAGCAGUGCAUUAACAAGCAUUUGAAGCAUUUGUCACCGGGAAAGUUGAACGCCCUGCCCGAAGAUGCCAAGGAGCACGUGAGGAUGCUCCUGAGCGUGACGCCGGACAUCAGGCCAGAUGCGCAUCAGUUCUCUAAGCUGAAAUUCCUGGAGGACGUGGGUGUCAAGACGCUUCAGUAUUUGGACUCCCUCUACCAGUGGGACAACCUGCAGAAGUCCCACGUCUACAAGGGGCUGCCCCAAGUGCUGGCGCAAAUGCCCAAGCGUGUGGCCCUGCACCGCGUCCUGCCGUGCCUGGUGAAGGAGUAUGCCAAUCCGGACAUGGUGCCGUUUGUGCUGCCCAGCGUGCUGCUCAUUGCCGAGCAGGCCAGCAAGGAAGAGUUCUGCUCCAUCAUCCUGCCGGACCUGAUACCGAUAUUUAGGCUAAGGGAACCCGUGCAGAUACUGCUGAUCUUCAUGCAAAAGAUGGAGCUGCUCUUGACCAAGUGCCCUCCCGACGACAUCAAGAACCACGUUCUGCCAAUGAUUUAUGGUGCGCUUGAAUCGGAUGCCCAACAAAUCCAGGAACUUUGCCUCAACAUCAUCCCGGACUUUGCGCACCUAAUAGACUACCCGUCAAUGAAGAAUGCCCUGCUGCCAAGGAUUAAGAGGCUGUGCCUUCAGACCAGUUUCCUAUCGGUACGCGUCAACUGUCUGGUGUGUCUGGGAAAGCUGCUCGAGCACCUGGACAAGUGGUUGGUGCUGGAUGAAAUCCUUCCCGUGCUGCCCGAAAUACGGUCCAAAGAGCCUGCGGUCCUCAUGGGAAUACUGGGCAUCUACAAGCUGGCCAUGAGCCACAAGAAGCUGGGUCUCACCAAGGACGUGAUGGCAUGCAAGGUGAUCCCGUUCCUCAUGCCUCUCACCAUCGAGAAUGGGCUGACGCUCAACCAGUUCCAAGCCAUCAUGGGCGUAGUCAAGGAGAUGAUUGCUGCCGUCGAGAUGGAGCACAGGGCUAAGUUGGAGCAGCUCAACUCCAUCAAGCAGGAGCAGAGUGCUGCAAUGGAGAUGACUAAUCCCAACGAAAUUGUUCCUGGUCUCACAAUGUCAAACAAAGCAAACUCUACGACCAGUAACGUGUACGAUGACCUUGGAAUUUCCAAUUUCUCAGCACCGUCGCCAAACGCCAACGCUACGAAGUCACCAACGCAGAAACUUAAGCAACAGUCCCUCUCCAUAGAGGAGAAGCAGAGGCUGGCCCGCGAGCAAGAGUUCCAGCAGCGCGUACAGACACAGCCGUCACUGAUUCCCGCCAAGCCCGCUCCCACACAACCAGCACACAAACCAAAGGACUUGACGUCCACGCUGAUCAACUCCAACCUGGCCUCUCUCAACAUCCGGAGCCCAACAGGUUCUAAUCCAUUCGGUGGUUCGCCCGGCUACGGAUCGUCUCCAGGCUACGGAUCCUCGCCCGCCGGCGACUUUUCCUCGGCCGGAACGUCUCCGGCAGUGCCUCAGUGGGGGUUCCAGGGCACCCAACAGACAGCCACGCCGUCGAUGGCGAUGCCGGCGCGCUUCGCAAUGCCACCGCAGCCAUUGAAUAGACAGCCACAGCAGCAGCAACAACAACAAAUAAACACGUCUGCCUUCGACAGCUUGCUUCCUCGUCUGGGCUCGGGGCCUUCGAUGGGUGCACCACGACCCACGCUCAGCCAAAUGGCGCCACCCCCCACGAACAACUUCGGGAACUUUGUCAGUGCGCAACCACCGGUGCAGAAUUCGACGCCCUCCUUCGCCACGCCCGUCAAGCCCUUGUCCAAAAGUGAAAUGGACGACCUUCUCAGCUGAGUCGCUGUAGUGAAGAACUGUCGGCACAUUGUGGACGCUGUGGACGUCGCUGGUACACAGCAGGUCAGUGCACGAUACACUGCUCGCAACAGCAGGUGGUCCUUUAAGGAUUGCAGCCUGGACCAAAUGUUCGUGCCAGUAAACCGGUGUAAAUGGGUGCAGUGGUCUUGAAGCAAUGCUUGUUUGUGCACAGCAGCUAUUUGAAGACCACCUGCUCAUGUGCUGCUUAUUGCCAUGCCACCUCACUGCGGUUUCAAGUAUACUAUCACCUUGUGACACUUGGGUGCGUGUGUCUGUGCACUGAUCAGCAUAGCAGGAUGCACAGUGGGAACGAUUCCGUCACGCAUUCCGUGAGCGUAAGCAAAAAAAUGCAUUUUGGUGUCGGUCAAAACUUGUGGGCGGGCACGACAGGCACGGACAAUGCAGCUCACGUGAUUCACAUGCAGUUCUAAAAUGAAUUCCAGGCUUGAUCCUGCAUUUUAUCUGGCAGAAUUUACUGUACUUUAAUUUUAGAUGUGUAAAUUAAAGAGAAAAAUAUGACACAA